Molecule: messenger RNA, 426 nt
Organism: Nicotiana tabacum (common tobacco)
Lineage: Eukaryota; Viridiplantae; Streptophyta; Magnoliopsida; Solanales; Solanaceae
Source: RefSeq, a predicted model, not a curated record
AUGUGCUUAGAGCAACUAGAAAAGUGGUCAUUGAUAGAAGAAAGUGCAAUGCAACAGAAAUCUAGAGCUACAUGGAUUAAGUUCGGUGAUUCAAACACAAAAUACUUCACAGUUGUGAUGAAAGAAAAGCAGCAGCAGAAACAGAUCCUGGAAAUUACUUCUCUGACAAGAAUGAAGCUACAGGAUCCCAGGGCUAAUAAAACAGAAUUUGCUGAUUUUUAUAAGUCCUUGAUGGGAUCAGCUGCCACUACCUUACCUACAGUCAAUAUGCUGACACAGAAAUAUGAAGCCCUUUGCUUAAUUGGAGAUCACAAAGCCGCAGGAAUAGAUGGAUACAAUGCUAUAUUUUUCAAAAAAGUCUGGCCUAUCAUUAAAGAGGAAGUAUGUGAAGCAGUAAAGGAGUUCUUCAUCACAGGGGUCCUAUAA